Molecule: messenger RNA, 6023 nt
Organism: Peromyscus eremicus (cactus mouse)
Lineage: Eukaryota; Metazoa; Chordata; Mammalia; Rodentia; Cricetidae
Gene: Adam19
Product: ADAM metallopeptidase domain 19
Exons: 23
Coding region: 79-2838 (919 amino acids)
Biological process (GO): membrane protein ectodomain proteolysis
Molecular function (GO): metalloendopeptidase activity
Source: RefSeq, a predicted model, not a curated record
GCGCCGCCACCGCUUAGGCCCGGGGCAGGCAAUGGCAGGGGACGUGUGAUCUCGGACAGUGAGAGGGCCACUGCUAUCAUGCCCGGGCGCGCGGGCGCCGCCCGGUUCUGCUUGCUGGCUCUCGCUCUGCAGCUACACUGGCCGCUGGCGGCGUGCGAGCCGGGACAGACCACAAGAGGAAGUCAAGAAGGCCCUCAGCUACAACAUGAACUUGUAAUACCUCAGUGGCAGACUUCAGAAAGCCCGGGGAGAGGAAAGCAUCCACUCACAGCGGAGCUCAGGGUCAUGGCUGAAGGGCGAGAGCUGAUCCUGGACCUGGAGAAAAAUGAGCACCUUUUUGCUCCAGCCUACACAGAAACCUGCUACACGGCAAGUGGCAACCCUCAAACCACCCCGCUGAAGUCUGAGGAUCAUUGCUUUUACCACGGGACUGUGAGGGGAGCCGAAGAGUCCAGCGUCACGCUCAGCACCUGCCGGGGAAUUAGAGGACUGAUUAUCGUGAGAAGUAACCUCAGCUACAUCAUCGAGCCCGUCCCCAACAGCGACAGCCAGCACCGUAUUUACAGAUCUGAACAUCUCAAGCUGCCCCCGGGGAACUGUGGGUUCGAGCACUCCAAGCCCACCGCUAAGGACUGGGCCCUUCAGUUUACACAGCAAACCAAAAAGCAACCUCGCAGAAUGAAACGGGAAGAUUUACAGUCUAUGAAGUACGUGGAGCUUUACCUGGUGGCUGAUUACUCAGAGUUUCAGAAGAAUCGGCAUGACCAGGAUGCCACCAAACACAAGCUCAUGGAGAUCGCCAACUAUGUUGAUAAGUUUUACCGAUCCCUGAACAUCCGGAUUGCUCUUGUGGGCUUGGAGGUGUGGACACAUGGAGAUAAGUGUGAAGUUUCAGAAAAUCCCUACUCUACCCUUUGGUCCUUUCUUAGCUGGAGGCGCAAGCUGCUUGCCCAGAAGAGCCACGACAAUGCGCAGCUAAUCACGGGCAGGUCCUUUCAAGGGACCACCAUUGGCCUGGCCCCUCUCAUGGCUAUGUGCUCUGUGUACCAGUCUGGAGGUGUCAGCAUGGACCACUCUGAGAAUGCCAUUGGCGUGGCUUCCACUGUGGCCCAUGAGAUUGGCCACAACUUUGGCAUGAGCCAUGAUUCUGCCCACUGCUGUUCUGCCAGCGCAGCCGAUGGCGGGUGCAUCAUGGCAGCAGCCACUGGGCACCCUUUCCCCAGAGUGUUCAGUUGGUGCAACAGGAGGGAACUGGACAGGUAUCUGCAGUCUGGAGGUGGGAUGUGCCUCUCUAACAUGCCAGACACAAGGACGCUGUAUGGAGGCCGGAGGUGUGGCAAUGGGUACCUGGAAGAUGGGGAAGAAUGUGACUGUGGGGAGGAAGAGGAAUGUAAUAACCCUUGCUGCAAUGCCUCUAACUGCACUCUGAAGGAAGGGGCCGAGUGUGCCCAUGGUUCCUGCUGUCACCAGUGUAAGCUGGUGGCUCCUGGAACCCCGUGUCGUGAGCAGGUGCGACAGUGUGACCUUCCCGAGUUUUGUACCGGCAAGUCGCCCCACUGCCCCACCAACUUUUACCAGAUGGAUGGCACCCCCUGCGAGGGUGGCCAGGCCUACUGCUAUAACGGCAUGUGCCUCACUUACCAGGAACAGUGCCAGCAGCUGUGGGGACCUGGAGCCCGGCCUGCCCUCGAUCUCUGCUUUGAGCGGGUGAAUGCAGCUGGAGAUACCUACGGGAACUGUGGCAAGGGCCUGAAUGGCAAAUACAGGAAGUGCAGCCCCAGGGAUGCCAAGUGUGGGAAGAUCCAGUGUCAGAGCACCCAGGCCCGGCCCCUGGAAUCCAACGCGGUCUCCAUUGACACCACCAUCACCUUGAAUGGGAGGCGCAUCCACUGUCGGGGCACCCAUGUCUACCGGGGUCCUGAGGAGGAGGAAGGGGAAGGUGACAUGUUGGACCCAGGCCUGGUGAUGACUGGGACCAAGUGUGGUCACAACCAUAUUUGCUUCGAGGGACAGUGCAGGAACACCUCCUUCUUCGAGACUGAGGGCUGUGGGAAAAAGUGCAAUGGUCAUGGGGUCUGCAACAACAACCAGAACUGUCAUUGCUUCCAUGGCUGGGCUCCACCUUUCUGUAACACCCCAGGAGAUGGCGGCAGCAUUGACAGUGGUCCUUUGCCCCCCAAGAGUGUGGGUCCCGUGAUAGCUGGGGUGUUUUCGGCCCUCUUCCUGCUGGCUGUCCUCGUGCUGUUAUUCCACUGCUACAGACAGAGCCACAAGCUGGGCAAGCCCUCGACCCUCCCCUUCAAGCUGCGGCAGCAGUUCAGCUGUCCCUUCAGGGUGUCUCAGAGUGGUGGAACUGGCCAUGCCAACCCAACUUUCAAGUUGCAGACGCCCCAGGGCAAGCGAAAGGUGACCAACACCCCUGAAACUCUCCGGAAACCCUCCCAUCCUCCUCCCCGGCCCCCUCCAGACUACUUGCACGUUGAAUCCCCACCUGCUCCGUUGCCAGCACAUCUGAACAGGGCUGCCAGGAGCUCCCCAGAGACCAGGGCUCAGGUAGAAAGGAAGGAGUCAGCCAGGAGGCCUCCCCCAAGCCGGCCCAUGCCCCCUGCACCGAACUGCCUACUGUCCCAGGAUUUCUCUAGGCCUCGGCCACCCCAGAAGGCACUCCCAGCGAACCCUGUGCCAGGCCACAGGACCGUUCCCAGGCCAGGAGGCACCUCCCUGCUGCAGCCACCUGCUGCUGGUCCUCAGCCUCCCCGGCCUCCCACAGUAUCUCUUCCAAAGCUUCCUGAGUACAGAUCGCAGAGGGCCAGAGGGAUAACUAGCUCCAAGAUCUAGAACUGUCUAGAAGUUUCUUGUUUCCCUUGAAGACUCUGGAUGCCAUAGAAGGUCCAGAAGAAAGAAGCCUGCUCGGCGGCCCUGAAGCCUCUCCAGCCUUCUGGAACCCCCUCAUCUCCAGAAUCUCCUUUCUUGCCCCAGUGCCUCCUGUUUCCUCUGAGGCCCAGAGGGACUUCUAUCUGAUGGCUUCUAAGUGUUGUCCUGUGCAAUAUACAGCCCUAGCAGGAAAGGGGAGCAGAUGGAGGAAGAUGGGGAAGAUUGUCCCUCAGCCCCCUAGCCAAGAGCUACCAAUGAUGGUCAGGGAAGUCUUGAGCUGGUGGUUGGCGGGCGGAGUGGGGGGGGGUCCUCUUUCUGUGCCGAGCUUGGAGAAGGCAUCCACCCAGGUCCCACGCUUCUGUUGACUGGCCUGCCUCUGGGAACCCCGGCUACACAGAGGAAGGGCCUUACCUGUCCCUUGGCUUUUAGGGACCAUGGAAGCCACUGUUGCAUCCCCUACCCCAGGGCUUGGUCAAGGUGCCUCUUUCUGGUUAUAUGGCUGCAUGUGACAAGCCAUGCUCCCCUCCCCUGCCACCCCUCACAUUCUCAUCCCCAUAUUUACACGAGUCAAUCUCUGACUCAGACAGGUACUAUUUGUAGGCAGUGUAGACAGCAGUGGGGAGUGGUCAGCCUAUGUCCCCUCUGAGCCGUGAUGCCAAAGGUUGCUAGAAUCUCCAGUUGUACAUCCCCAUUGGUCCAUGUGUCCCCUUCUCCUCCCUCUAACAACCUCCCUAUCCUAUGGUGCUUUGGUGGUGAACCACAGCAAUCCUGACUUGCUGGUGACCAUAUGCUUGUGACCGACAAAUCAGGAUCCUGCUUCACAGGGUAGGCACUGGACUUCCUGCACUGGAUCUCGAGAGCAUUGAGCAGAGUGGGCUUGGGGGAGAGAGAGAGAGAGAGAGAGAGGGGGGGGGGGAGGAGAGUGUGAAGAGAGUGUGUGAACCAGCUCUGCAUGUAAUUGUGAUUUUGGGCCUCAAGCAGGAUAAGGGGCCCCCUCCUUAUUUCUGACCUAUAUAUAUAUAUCCUAGGUGAAGUUCUCCAGGGCAGACACAGGUAUACUAAGGGGACAGAUAUGAUUGGAACCCCAGUUAUUAGGAAAGUACACACAGGGGCACCAGCUCCUCCCUAGUGGUUAGCUCUGAGGUGGGACUGUUGACUCUGAACAGGUAGUUGACCUCUUUGGAAGCUAUCAACAGCCAUGGCGAACCCGAUCUGGGCAGGGGGUCCCAGAUUCUCUUUAACCAGGGUUUUAUCACACAUGUCCAUUGGUUCUCUUCUGGUUACUGCCUAUAUGUGAUCCUCAUGGAAAGAGCUCUGGGAAGGUGGGGAUGGGACUUGGGCGGACCCCAUCUUGCCUGGAGCUCAGAAGGACGUCUUGGUGCUCUGCUAGUAAGGGCAGUUCCUACACAUUUGCUGGCCUUGGCCUCUGAGAGGCCAUCUUCCAUCCCCCAAAAGGUGCUGGAUAGCACUCCUAAAGGUCCACUAGGGGCCUUCCCACCACCACAUUAAGCAGUUGUUAGCUCUUGGAAACCACCCUGAGGAGGAGGCAAGAUGUUGACUCCCCUUUACCACCUCAGAGCCUCCUUAUAGCAUUCACAGAGUAAGCUCUGACUCGUGCUCUUGGAAUUGUGGGAAAUGUGGGGUACAUGGCUAGGGGUAGAAAGAGCUCAGGAAAACACCUUUCUCCUCAGGGUGACCGUGCUGCUCACACCCUGACUCCCUGAACCGUGAUGCAGAAGGCCACUGGGCCUAGGUGUCCAUUUUCCGCCAUCUGACAGCCUUCCAUUAAGUGCCACACCAAAUGACCAGUGACUGCAGGUGGGGUCCUCAAAACACCCCGACUCCCGCCCCAAAGUUAGAAACACCGUUUCCUUUAAUCCCAACCCUGUACCUUCUAGAUACUCUCCCUCAGCUCAGGAGGCGGGAGGCUCUGAGUGACAUUACCACAGCAACAGUCAACAUGAGCCUUCUCAACCUCAAGCCUUCUGUCCCUUGAGCCAUACCAGAACAAAGACCCAUUUCCUUGCUCUUUGGUAACCAUUUCCUGUUUUUCUUUUUCUUAUUUCAUUGCUUUGAUACCACCUCCAUCCCAUAAAACUAUACUGUGAACAGGAAGAUGGCAGAAUUUUUUAAUUUGGUAGGGAGGUUGGCAGCUACUCUUAAUUUACAACUUCAUUCCUGCCUCUGUUAUCCGAAGGCCGGGGAGGCUGCCCCCGGUGGGAACCCCUUCCCUUCUGCACUGUGAAGUGUUGCAUACAGACAGAGCUAGACCUCAAGGACAGAGUUUGUCCCUAAAGAUUGUUUGCCACUUAGGAUGGGAAAAAUAUUACUACAGGGCGAGGAGGGAGUGGUUGCCAUGGAACACUUUGAUCAAGCUACCCCAAGUGUGUGGGCAUCCAAGGCUGAAAAGGCCUUUUCUUGUGCAUAGAAAGUGAACAGGACUAGAAAUAGCUGUUCUGUCCCCAGCCACUGUAGAGAUGUUAGCAAACACUGGGGUAGGUCAAAGCCAAGGCUCUGGUGGACUGAGGGAAGUUCAGAGUUCGGUUUGUAGCUGGGUAUGGUGGUACACACCUUUAGUCCCAACAGAGGCAGGGGGAUCUCUGAAUUUGAGGCCAGCCUGUUCUACAAAGUGAGUUCCAGGACAGCCAGGGCCACACAGAGAAACCCUGUCUCCAAAAACAAAAUGAUCUGAGACGGGAUCUCAUGUAUCCCAGGUUAGCCUUCAACUCACUAAAAAGCCAAGAUGGCCUUUGAAUUCCUGAGUGCUUUCUAGGACUGCAGGAGUGUACUAUCACAGUUGGUUUAUGUGGUCCUGGGUUCAGACCUGGACCUUCAUGAGCAUCUAGGCAAAUACUCUGCCAACUGAGAUACAUCCCCAGCCCAGGCUGUAAAAUGUUCUUAGAAGCUAAAUUAGCUGUUUGCCAACUUUAGAACCCUAAAGCCAUUUCUGACCUGUAAACCUCAGGUCUCUAAUCCCUUCCAAGUUGCAACUUCCUGCUUGCUGCUUUCUGUUCCAUUUAGCCUUGGUGACUUCCACCUGUAAGAGAAAAAGCUCUUUUUCUACCCCUGCUCUGAGACAUUGUCGAUUUUAAGGUCUGAUAUUCCCUGCCAUGCAGCAGUCCCUGUCACUCUUUAGAAAACCGUUUCCA